AUGAACCUGGUUCUUGAAAUAGGCUGCCUAUCGCUCACGCAUAAGCUGGCAGCGGCGGAUUCCAUACACACAGAGUUGGGUAUAAUAUGUCGUAACAUCACCCGGUUACUUCGAGAGACAGGGAAUGGAGCAUGGCAGUAUGCGCCCAGGGAAGGAAACAUGGCAGCUCAUCUUAUGGCCCAUGUCAAGACCCGUUGGACCGAGAGGGAAGUUUGGUAUGAUAGGCCUCCGUUGAUUAUUGUUGAUCAGAUUGAGUUGGACGAUGUAGCCGCAACAUCUGGUUAA
This is a messenger RNA of Linum tenue, 285 nucleotides long. The record is from the annotation of a GenBank genome assembly. NCBI's taxonomy places the organism in Eukaryota, Viridiplantae, Streptophyta, Magnoliopsida, Malpighiales, Linaceae.